This is a messenger RNA of Anneissia japonica, 3249 nucleotides long. RefSeq names its product E3 ubiquitin-protein ligase TRIM56-like. Lineage: Eukaryota; Metazoa; Echinodermata; Crinoidea; Comatulida; Comatulidae. The record is from RefSeq and is a predicted model, not a curated record. Bases 62 to 1573 code for a protein of 503 amino acids. The transcript is spliced from 3 exons. Gene Ontology annotation, molecular function: zinc ion binding.
UGGUAGACAGUUGCGAUUCGUGUUGUUAAUUAAUCUGUACUUUGAAGUAUUCUCUUUAAAGAUGACAAUGGCUCAACCGAAUUUGUUAUUAUCCAAGAAGUCUUUAGAAGAGGAUGAAGAAUUGCUUACUUGUGGCAUCUGCAAAGAAAUAUUCACCGACCCGAAACAGUUACCAUGUGUACACUGUUUUUGCAAGCAUUGUCUUCAGCUCAUGACCAAUAAUACAGAUUGUAGUUCGCUACGAUGUCCAGUUUGUCGCCGAGAAUUCGAUAUUCCCGAGAAUAAUGUAGCAUCCUUCGAGGACAACGAGUAUCUAAAGAACUUGAGUGAAUUAUUAAAGGCGAAAAAAGAAGAGGAUGCAAACCAGCCAUUAGAGUGUAGUAUCUGCAAAGAGUCAAAGCAACCUAAUAGUAUUUCACACUGUUUGGAAUGCGAUGAUAAUCUUUGUAAUAAAUGUGAAGAGUACCACAAGAAGUUCGAGAAGCUAACUCGUGGUCAUACGGUGGUGCCGUACAAAGAGCUAAUUUGCACUGAUGGAAUCCUUAAUCGUUCAAAAGCAUCCUGCAAAGAACAUACCAGCAAAAUGCUGAAAUUAUUUUGCUUCACCUGUCACGAAUCGAUGUGUUUGGAGUGUCUAAAUUCUCACCAAAGAAAUAGUGAAGACAAGUGUUACAUCAACCCACUUCCGAUUCCUAGGGAAACUCUAAUGGAAACCUGGAAUGAUCAAGUUCAUUGCCUUGAAGAGAUAAUACAAGUGUAUGAAAAAGAGGUAGGUGAUUCUAUCCGUUUGCAACAAAAUCUCCACGAAAGUAAAGAGAAGGUUCAGGAAGAGAUCCAAGCCGAAUCAGAUCGAGUCAUUUCUGUCGUAAAAGAAAAAACGAAAAUACUAUUAGAGCGCCUUGACGAAGAAUUUAAAGCGGAUGAGAAGGUGGCAACCUUGCAUCGUGAUAAAGCAGAAAGUAUCAUCGAAUCAUGUAAACACUUGUUAAAGAUUCGAGAACAUAUUAUGAAGAAUGCAAAAGACAUAGAGCUAAUCCCUGCUAUGGCCACACUAGAGGAACGUGUAAAAUACUUUAAAAAGCCAGUUGACUACCUUAGUAUUGAAGGAAUGUUUCAAUUCGUCUCCGCCAACAGUGCAGAGGUUGGAACACUACAAAAGAUGAGGAACUGUCUCCAGGAGAGUUGGGAAGACCUUUCUAAACUGAAACCAGAAGACAAAGUGCGAAGAGGAACAGCCUGGAAACCUAGAAGAAAUGACUACCGUUUCCACACUGGCACAGUUUUAUCGACAAGGUCUAAACAAAGCUCCAGAAAUAGCUCCAGAAGUUUUAAUUUUGCUUCAUCUUCUGUAAAGGCAGCACCAGCAUCAGGUUUUUUGCUUACUACUACUAGGUCUACAGGACAAGCAUCUGUUGGAGGUUAUUCGUUUGGGCCUAGUGCACAAGAGAUACAUUUCAAAAUAUCAUGGGAUAGGCCUAACAAACAAACUGAAAAAACUUCAUUUAUUAUUAGUAAAGGUUUAACCUCAUGUUCUGAAAUUGCUUCAUUAUCGAAGUGUUGGUGUGAUAUAUAAUUUUACAAUUUCCUAUUCACUUAAAACAAAUAAUUUAAAAGUUAUCUCUGUAAAAUAUGACUACAGUAAAGUCUUAACUCCUUCGUGAACAAAAUAGAGAAAUUAUAAGAUUUUUGACUGUCCAAGUCAAAGAGUGGCCCUAUUUUUAUUAUCCUAAUAUACAUUUAUUUGUACAGUAUGUUACUAUUUAAAUUAGAUAGCACGUAUAAGAAGAUAAUGUUUAUAAAUAGGCAAACUCUGUCAUUGUAUAUCGUCUUGUUCAGUUGUCUUGUUGAAUGAUGUCUUAAGCAGACAUAAAAUGCAAACAAUAAUAAUAAUAUAAUAAUAACCCAACUAAUUAUAACUCUGAAAACAUACUGCUAUAUUGUUUAAAUUGUCAUGUUCUGGGUUGAGGAAAGUUUCCACCCGCUUCAUCUACUCAGCUAUUUCUGGCUGGUUCUUCAGUAAAUCUUUGCCAGAUGGGCACGAGAGCGAUUGUAUUAACUAAAAAGAAACGUCAGUCAAAUCAAUUGCCGAACACUCAGUAGGUUCUCAAAUACUUGUGAAAUAAUUCGCAAGUGAUUCGGGUGGGAAUCGAACCCACAACCUCCAGACUACAUUUGCAGUACCCGCUGUUAUUUGGGAAUCGGAUUCAACAUUACUAAGCGCAAGCUCGGCUGUCUACUGUUUAUGGCCCCUGGCUAAUCUGGGGGUAGUGGGUUCGAUUCCACCCGAAUCACUUGCGAAUUAUUUCGCAAGUAUUUGAGAACGUACUGAGUGUUCGGUACGAAAACACGUCAGGUAAGGCAAAAAUCACUCCUAUGGUAUUUUCCUGACGCAAACUCUCAUCGAAAAAGCAUUUGCAGUACCCGCUGCUACUUGGGAAUCGGAUUCAACCCUAGUACUAAGCACAAGUUCGGUAGUCUAGUGGUUACGGUGCCAGGCUAGUUAUCUGGAGGUCGUAUAUUCGUGUGUGCCAGUUGUACCGUAUUUAAUUAAUAGACAGAAGGUUUUUUUUUUUUAAGUUCACGUUAAAAACAGCCUGCUCAAUUCUAUAGUGUGCAAUGUGAUCUUGUUUACACAUGAAAUUCAAUAAAAGAAUGAGCAGUAAACACAUGUGAAGUAUACUGCUUUAUUUGAAAAUUUCGAAAAUCCCGCAUUUGCUACAAUGUAGGCCCUACUAUCAUAUUAUAUCAUAAUUACUAUGUUACAGUUAAGUAGGUCUAGAUGUCAGUAUGAUUUAAAGUGAAUAUGUUGAUGUGGAAUCUUGAUUAUUAUGAAUUAAAAGGUUAUAACAUACAUAAAUUGUGUAAAAACAAACAGGCCUACAGAUAAUGUCAUAAUAAGAUUAUGAUGUAUAGGCCUAAGUUACGCUCCAUUAACUCCUGUUGUUUAGUAAUUAACUAGUUUGGUUCUCUUGUAACUUUUCAAGUAAUUUUACAGUUAAUGUUUUAGAAAAUACUAGGCCUACGGCGCAUUUAUCUAUCAUUGUACAGGUACCGGGUAUUUUGUAAUAAUUGCCUAAAUUCUCUACAUGACAUGGAAUAGGCCAUUUAGGAUUUAGUUGUCAAUAUAGAUUGUAUUUGUAUUACUGCAGUUCAGUAUUUACAAAAUACAAAAGUAUCUUUCAUUUCUCGUUAAAAUAUCUCUUGAGUAGACAUUAAAUGCAACCAAAUAAAAUGAACCAACUACUAGUA